Magallana angulata is the source of this 4175-nucleotide messenger RNA. RefSeq names its product ficolin-2-like. Bases 445 to 1503 code for a protein of 352 amino acids. The record is from RefSeq and is a predicted model, not a curated record. The transcript has 6 exons. Lineage: Eukaryota; Metazoa; Mollusca; Bivalvia; Ostreida; Ostreidae.
GUAGAAUUCAUUUGGUGGAGAAUUAUAUCAAUAAUAUUGUGUUUAUAUCAGGCCAUCCAUUUAUUACGUCAAAAUUUGGUAGUUAUACAUCGAAAACCUUAAUUUAAUAUGAUUGAAAUAAUAUGGAAAAGAAAAUAUCCCAAUAUAGACGUGAAUCAGAGAAACAUAAAUAAUGGAUUACAUCCUGUUAAAGACGUAGUUAUAUCUUCAGAGAUUUCCGGUCGUGUGCUUCGUGAUCUAAUAUUCAGAACAGUUCAAAGACGUUUAUUCUAGAGAACUUCCUAAUAUAUAUUAUUAAUUUCGUCAAUGGCUAUGUGAAAAAAAAUGUACAUUUGUGGAUUUUAAAACAUAACUGGCUGUCAGUGUUCACUAUAGAGUCUAUUUUUUAGCAAGGCAAAGACAAUGUAGUUUACACGUGUUCUUAAUAUUAAGAACAAACACAGAAUGGCAGGCCUUUUCAUAAGUAAAUCUCUGGAAAAAGGAACAUUUACACUAGUACUGCUUUGUGUGAUAUUAUCUUACAAGGGAGUGACAUCUUCGGUUGUUCCCGGUGAGAGGUAUCGUGGUCCUGUUGUCCGGGUUGUGGGGAUGAUUGGACAACAGCAGUGUGUCCGGGAAUGUAGACACAGACCCAAGCUAUGUCGGGGAGUCAACUACCGGAAACAGGAACUGCUGUGUGAACUCGUGUCGGCCAUCAACAAAACGGAACCGAAACCUGACUAUGUCAGAAUUGAACUCCAUCAGAACGAUGUACCAGACGAGUGCAUGGCGUGCUCUACUGACGAUCUGUGUGUGACGCUCUCUAGUAAGAAAGUUCACUGUAUUCGAGACAAUGGCAGUCCGACGGAUUGUACAUCCCUGCACAACAUCAACUGUGGCCUGCCUAAUGGACUGUACAGAGUACGUCUACCAUACCUAGGUCACGUGACAGUUUUCUGUGACAUGGACAAAGAUGGCGGUGGAUGGACAGUGUUUCAACGUCGUCAGGAUGGUUCGGAGGAUUUUUACCGAACCUGGACAGAGUACAAGAACGGAUUUGGAGAUUUGAGCUCCGAGUUUUGGCUAGGUAAUGACGAACUACACUAUCUGCUGAGUCAGGGGACGUAUGAGAUGAGGAUGGAUAUGGAGGACUUUGACAACCAGACACGUUACGUCAAGUACAGCAGUUUUAACGUAGGAGACGAAUCAACCAAAUACACCAUCACGUUGUCGGGCUUCUCGGGAGAUGUUGAUAACUGUUUCACGAGUACAACUUUAAAUAACCCGAUAAACAAUAUGAAGUUCUCCACAUGGGAUGACGACAAUGACCUUCAGUCAGGUUACAGCUGUGCUUCAUCGUGGAAGUCAGGGUGGUGGCACAAAGGUUGUUCCUGUUCUAACCCGAAUGGUCUCUACCUAAGAGGGGAGACUUCGUUACAAAAUCAGGGGAUCACCUAUGGACCAUGGCGGAAUUUUUGGUAUUCGCUGAAAAAGACACAGCUCAUGGUCAGAAGAGUAAAUUAGGCAAUAAAGACAACUACGUGUGGUUUGAAAGACCGUUAGUAGCCUUCUCAUGUUUCUGCCUAUUUAUUUAUAGAUAGAAUUGACAGAUUUACCCUUUGUGUAUCACAAACGUGAACAAAUAAUGACUAACAAUUUCUUUUUGUGUGUUUUAAAUUAUAUCUUCUAGUUAACUAUUUAUCUUUCUUUUUGCGAAAAGUUAUUAAAAAAAAUUAUACACUGUCAUUCGAUUUUAUUAUCUAGUAUUUAGGAAAAUUAAUGAGUGGAAAGAAGAAAGGUGUGUACCAAAAAUAUCUGUUUUUAAUGGACCAGCUUUUUUUCAAUCAAGUAACUGAGUGUGAAAACUUUUCCUCCACUUUUCUUGUAAUUUUAUUCACAUAUGUACAGUAUUAAUAUUAAAAAAAAAAAUUUUCACAAGCCUUUUGAAAAAUAAAGGGUUAGAAUGCUAUUUAUAAAAGUAAUAUUUAUCAGUAAUCAGUGAUUUAUUUGGUUGAUUUGUAGAGUCAUUCCUACAUGAGUAAUUAAAUACAGUGAAGUCAAUUGCAUAGGUUCUGAUACCAUAUAUCUGGUAAGAUUUAUGUUUUGUGUGACUAACAUAUAAAUGUAUGUGGUGUCCAAAUUGUCUAAACUUUGUCUAUACUUAUUUUUGACAUUUAUAUCUAAAAGUCAUAAUUAUGCAUAUAUGUGAUACAUUUACAAAUUGAUCAUUCUUAAUAAUAAUGGUGAAAUAUGAACAAUUGAUUGUAUUUUAAUUUGAUCUAUUUUCCAUUUCAUUAAAGUAGUAAAUGUGAUUGAAUUAUGAAAUGGAGUUAUUGUACUUGAUAUAUGUGUUUAUGUUGUCAUUUAACUAAGGACAUCAUGACGAGAUAAUGGAAAAUUUUGACACUUUCGAAGCUUUUACAUGGAGAGAAAAACAAAAAAAGACUCAUCGAGUUAAGCCGUAAGACUUAAUGAAAUGAUUGAAUGAAAUGAUUUCUCUUUGGAGUUAAGAAUUUACUUAAAGAAAUGUUCCUGUUGACAAGCAGAUUCAACGUUUUAUCGAAAAACAUCGUGAUGAUUUGAGGAUUAUUGCUGACAAAAAAGUCAACGAAGAUUACAGAAUGAAAGCUAUAUAUGAGGGGUCAUCAUUCGUAAUUUAUUGAAAUGGAAUUUGAGUAAAGUUCGAUUUGCUAAAACUAAAAUAAAAGAAAACGUUAAUUGAAGAGUAUAAUAGGAGUGGACCUUAAUCCAGAAUGGAUAGGUAGGCCUUUAGCUGAUGAACGUGUAAGAGAGAAACUGGGUAGAUUAGAGAAAUUGAUUGUUAAGGCUGUUGUUUACUCACGAUAUUUUAACACAAACGGGUCGCCGUAGUUAAUGAUGUCGUAAUUGUUUUAAGAUCCGAAAGAAGAAAAAUAUAUUUUAGAUUUAUGUAUAUAAGUCAUUUAAUUUAAACGCUUCUUUAAUUUUAUCUUUGUUGGCUUAUUAUUCAUCAAGCAAAGGAUUUUUAACUGUUUACGACAUUAUUCAUCAAGCAAAGAUUUUAAAGGCUUUACGACAUAUGGCGUAUAUCAGCGCGCGGUAACAUGUAAACAAUCGACUGUCAAACUGUUUUUGAUCUGAUUCUCGGUAAUACAAUCAUGCUAUGCUGGAAGAAACAAGGCUUCUCAAAUAAGUCAAACCAAUAUACAAUAAAUUCACGCCUUCUCGCUGGACAGGCAAUAGGACCACAGAUGAGCACAAUUAUUGCGAGAAUUCUCCUGUUAUUCAUGAUAACGAGACCGACGAUGCUCAGACUAUACAUUAUCACGAUGGCCUGGUGUAAGUUCCAGAACCCGCAGGUAGCGACGUUUCCGUCUCUUUCAAUGACUUGGAAAAUUUUAGGUAUUGCUUUAGAUGAAAAAUUUAGGAGAAUAACCCGUGCUAUCAUAUAUUAUUUAUUAUAUAAUGUAGGAAAUUUUACCACGUUUACAGUAAAUACACAUUUUUGAAGUGUAUAUUAGAAAGUGUGUUCUUUCGAGUUAAUCAAAUGAAUUGUUGUUUUAGAAUAAUUUUAGAAGUUUUAGAAUAGUACCUGCAAACUAUUAAUUUUUUUUUUACUUAUAAUGUUAUUUGGUUUCAUGUUGCACCUGUUUAACACACGAACCCAUCUGAACCAUGUAAUUUGAAAUCUGGGCGCCUACACUAGCAAGGAGAAAAACAAGCCUUUGGCAUUCCCAAUAACGAGUGACCGUUUGUUAUUGAAAAAACACCUGGAUGAACAAAUUCGUGAAAUGACAGUAGAUCUUGAAAAGCAAAGAGAUAACGUUACAUUCUGGAAAAAGUUAGCUGGAGCAGCAAUGAAGAGAAUAACCCUUUUCAACAAGCUAAGGAGUAGUGGUCUCUAAACUGCUGUGUACGAGUUAUGAAAACCGUCAAAACUGGGCAGCAACAAUAAAUGAAGAAAUAGCAAGUGGCCUGAAGCCAUUGGAGACGAUCUUACUGAAGAGGUGUGAGGUUUUUUUACUCAUCUGGGUCUCAGGGUAUAGCUCAUUAGCUUUUUAUUGUUACUUUUAUGAAAAAGAUAUGCAUUAUUUUACAAAAGAAUUUAGGCUUGGCUGAUUUUUUUCCUGAAUAUUUUGUUCUACAUUUUUUUUUUCAAACAUAUACAUUGGGGCGGGCUACUUUCACAAAGGGGUUGGGGGUGAGAAUCUGAAAAU